AUGAAAAUCAUUUUGAAGACCACGGUAUUUCUAUUAAUAACUUUAUCAUUUAUUCCAUGCACUUCCGCCAUCAAAUGUCGAACGUGCUUACCUUGCGAAGAAAAUUAUAAAAAGUUAUUCAAAAUAAGAAAAGAUGAAAUUGUGGAUGAUUGUGGAGUUUGCAUAACAGCCUAUUCAACAUAUUUAGGUUAUGAAAUGGAAGGUCGAGGUUGUCUACCAAAAUGUCCAACUGGAGAUAAACAAAAUGAAGUAACUCCAGGGCUUAUGAGUAGAUUCGACUGUUGCUACCAUGAUUUGUGCAAUAAAACAAACAAGUUAUUUGUGAAAUUCAAAGUGUUAUCAAUAGCGUGGCUUCUGGUCACUUUAUUCAGUACUAUAAUCAAAUUCAUUUCACGCUAA
Molecule: messenger RNA, 399 nt
Organism: Heterobilharzia americana
Lineage: Eukaryota; Metazoa; Platyhelminthes; Trematoda; Strigeidida; Schistosomatidae
Source: the annotation of a GenBank genome assembly